AUGUCCUGCACCCUUCCAGAUUCCGAAGUGUCCGCUUCUCAUCCGGAUGAUAUCAUCGGAGGUUUUGCAGACAUAAUGACGCAUGGAGUGGAAAACAAUGAAGACGGCGAUGGGUUUGUGCUUGCAUCAUGUCCUUACUGCAAGAGAAUAUGCAAACACAUGCUCGAACAGAAGAAUGAAAUCCGAAAAGACCGGUUUGUGUGUGGGGGCUGCAACAAAAACACGUGCAAAUGUGUGAAAUUCACAGAUUGCAAGGGAAUGGCGAAAUCGAAUUUUCUCUGGGACGAGGCGCUUUGUCGCGGUUGCAACAUGGCUGUUGAGAGAUACUCCAACGGAGAGAUUGGCCUAGAGGACCUAGUGAGGGAGAUGAGCGCUGAAAACUCUCACUCGCCGGCGCCUAAGAAGCCUUACCGGCACAACGUGAACCCUGACGCCCUCUCCAUGCUCGCCUACGUGUUCCUACCUCCCUUCGAUGACAGCUCAGCUGAGAACCAGUCAGAGGCUGAGAGAGCUGAGGUUGUGGAUGAAUGCUCCUUCCACUUCGCGCUCGCGCAAGAAAAAGUCCGCGAGGACGGGGAAUUGAAUGUGUUUCAUGAAGCAAAUAUGCGAUACUUGCUUGAUCAGCGCAGCAAGCGUGCGAUCGUUAGGCUGGGGGCAACUAACAUCGUGACUCAAGGGUCUGAUGAACAGCAGCGGGAGUAUGUCGAGUGCGAGCUCACAGAGAGUUUGCGCAAAUCCCUGAAAGCCAGUGAGGCCGUGGAGAAAAUUCCAGAGGUUGUCGAUGCUGCUGUGAGAGAUGCCGUGAACAGAGGAAAAGCAGAAACGUGGGAGAUCAUGCGCGAAGCGCUGCUAACGUGGCCAGGGCCUGAACGAAGGGAUGUGGACAAGUAUCGAGAAAUGAUCUGUCACAAGACGUUCUUGAAUCGUUGGCUCAAAGGAUCCUCCAAUGAUCCAGUUUGGGCAAUGAAGAGGAUCUUGACUCACCUAAAAUGGCGACAAGAGUACAAAGUAGAUACGAUCAUGGAGGAGGACUGGAGCGAGUAUGAUAAGCGUGGAGAGAUGUAUCCUUGUGGACUUGACAAGGAUGGAAGACCGACCUGGACUUGGCACACUCAGAGGCAUGGCAGGACUAUAAACUCUGUUCCUCCUAACUCUUCUCCGGAAAUGGGCGCAAGAUAUCUUAUCUGCACUCUUGAGCGGACAUGGGCUAUGAAUCCCUCAGCGGACAGGAUGAAUGUGAUCUGCAACUGUCAAAACUUGACGUUUUCAAACUAUGAGCAUGCGAUGUGCCUCAUAUGUCUAGAGAUCCUUGGUGAACAGUAUCCUGACAACAUGCAGUACUGCUUCAUGUUUCCGGCUGGUUGGAUCAUGCAAGCGAUCAUGGCUAUUGGACGGCCGAUGAUGUCAGAUGAGACAUACCACAAGCAUAAAAUUCUUUCGUCUGACAAAUACCGGGACUGUCUCGCCGAGCACUACGAUAGGGAUCAGCUGGAAGAAGAUUUUGGAGGCACCCUUGACCCUGCUUCGAGUUUGAGACGGAGGUGGCUGUUGGAGGACCCGGCGAGGCUUCAGGAAUGGCUGGCCGAAGAAGAUGCAGCGCAUCAAUCAUUCGCCCCUUCUGAGAAAGCCUGCGAUCUUCAGAGGCAAGUGCUGCCCCAUGACAAGAAGGACCUUGCAGGAUCAAGCAGAGCAGCCCCGGCGCCCUGCAGCGAGCCGUUCGGCCAUUGUCGGGACUUGUGGUCCCAUGGUCGAGCUCGAACGCUCGAGCAGGGGGAGGAACCGGAGGGCUUGAGGGAGUCAGGCUGGCAAGAGGAGACUGAGGCGGCGCAUGAGCGAAGGCUGAACUCUGAGUCAUCUCAUCGAGAGGUGGAGGACGCAAGCAGUGACGACCUGCCCGAGCCUGGGGACGACCAUGGAUCUCCAAGAGACGAUGAAAUCGCAUGUGUUGAAGGGGAGGCUGCUCAGCCGGAGGCAGAACAGAGAAUCUUUAAGUUAGGGCAACAGCCAGGAGAAGCUGAAGGAACAGCGUGCAACCCAGCCUCCCCUGUGCUCACCAGGAAGCUUGUGUUCUCGACAAUGGGAGGAUGGAAAUUUGUCUCUUGUUGUGCUUCAGUGGCGGUUCAGUCCGGCGCCUGCGUUGGACGCAGCGUUGCGAAGGUACUGCGAAGCACGUGGGACUGGCUGAAGAGGAAGUGA
Messenger RNA from Guillardia theta CCMP2712, 2196 nucleotides. RefSeq lists its product as hypothetical. The transcript is spliced from 5 exons. Bases 1 to 2196 code for a protein of 731 amino acids. Gene Ontology annotation, molecular function: phosphatidylinositol transfer activity. NCBI's taxonomy places the organism in Eukaryota, Cryptophyceae, Pyrenomonadales, Geminigeraceae. The record is from RefSeq and is a predicted model, not a curated record.